Molecule: messenger RNA, 1567 nt
Organism: Andrographis paniculata
Lineage: Eukaryota; Viridiplantae; Streptophyta; Magnoliopsida; Lamiales; Acanthaceae
Product: probable lysophospholipase BODYGUARD 1
Exons: 5
Coding region: 255-1382 (375 amino acids)
Source: RefSeq, a predicted model, not a curated record
GGCAUCGAAGCUAGGGUUCUUACAUCAACUGCACAGCCACACCACACCAGAGAUCCAACCAGCUCACCCACUCUGACUUUCUCCAUGUCAUUCCAAAAUAUAGUCAUAAACUAAUUAAUAAUAAUAAUAAUAAUAUAAGACCCGAACAGGAUUCGUCUUAAUUAAUCUCCACUCUUUCUUCUUCAAGAUUCCUAUUCUGUGGGGGUUGGGCGAAAGCCUACAGGAGCUGAAUCUCCGGCGAGACAAGACAAGCUAUGGCUGCCGGAACUACCCGGAAAAUAACCGCUGCAUCUGCAAGGGCUCAUACCCGAAAACCAAAGGCUCGAGCUUCUUCUUCACGGCUUUCAGGCUUGUUAAAGAAAACACUGUUGAUCUUGGUUGCGGGGAUUCUGGCAUGGGGGUAUCAGGCGGUGAAGCCGCCGCCUCCGACGACGUGCGGCUCCGGCAAUGGGCCGCCGGUGACCGGACCCAGAGUGCAGCUGAAAGAUGGGAGGCACUUGGCAUACAAAGAAUUUGGUGUCCCCAGAGAUACUGCAAACCACAAAAUCGUGUUUAUCCAUGGCUUUGAUUGCUCUAGGCACGAUGGUUCUGUCCUAACCUCGACACUUUCUCCGGAAUUUGUUGAAAGUAAACGAAUCUACAUACUUUCGUUCGAUAGGCCUGGCUAUGGAGAGAGCGAUCCUAACCCCGCGCGAGGAGUGGAUGGCGUGGCUCGUGAUGUCGAGGAACUUGCUGAUCUCUUGGGGCUAGGAUCGAAGUUUUACAUCAUUGGAUUUUCGAUGGGUGGACAAAUUGGCUGGACUUGCCUCAAGUAUAUUCCUCAUAGAUUGGCGGGAGCUGCUCUGCUAGCGCCGGUCGCCAACUAUUGGUGGGCUGGAAUCCCGUCAAAUGUUUCAAAAUCAGCGUAUCUUCUGCAGCCGAUGCAAGAUCAAUGGGCUGUCAGCGUUGCGCACUAUUUGCCGUGGCUUACAUACUGGUGGAACACGCAGAGAUGGUUCCCCAGUUCUGCUGUUAUUGAUCACAACCCGAGUGUUUUCAAUGAGCACGACAAAGAACUCCUCCCGAAGUUUAUUUCUUUCGCGAAAGAGUAUGAGGGAUAUCCGAGGCAACAGGGCGAAUACGAGUCCCUUCAUCGUGAUAUGAUGAUUGGGUUCGGGAAGUGGGAUUUCAGUCCAUUGGAUUUAAAAAAUCCGUUUCCGAACGGCGAAGGCUCUGUUCACUUGUGGCAUGGUGGAGAUGACCGGAUGGUCCCUGUUACGAUGCAGCGUUAUAUCGCGCAACAGCUGCCGUGGAUUCACUUCCACGAGGUGCCCGGCGCGGGUCAUAUGUUUCCUUACGCUGACGGAAUGGCGGAUUCGAUCGUACAGGCACUUUUAGCAUAAGUUCCAGGUUCCGACAUCAUAUAUUCAUGUCUGAUCCCCUCUUUGUCGGGUCUUGAAGUUCCCUUUUGUCGAUGAAGCUGUUGUUUUCUUAUAUUGUAAUAUUGUUCUCGAAAUGUUUGAGCAGUCACGCCAAGGAAUGUAUGUUCACAUGAAAACAACAUUGUAAUUUUCAAACAAUUCUGUCA